UUCGGACAAUCUUUCGGUCUCAGUUAGUUCCUACACUUUGAACGGCAUGGAACAGAUAAGGGGUGGUUAUUUUAGUGAGAAGAACGAUUUGUGGCCCGGGCAGUUUUUCUCACUCGAAGUCGAGAAGGUUUUGCACACCGAAAAGUCCGAAUAUCAAGAUAUUCUGAUUGUACAAACAACGCAUCACGGUAAAGCGCUAAUUCUAGACGGUCUCAUCCAAUGUACGGAACACGACGAAUUCGCCUACCAAGAAAUGAUAUCCUUCCUUCCGCUGUGCGCGCACGAAAACCCUGCGAAAGUACUGAUCGUCGGCGGCGGCGACGGCGGCGUCGCUCGCGAAGUCAGCAAGCAUCCUCUCGUUCAAAGUGUUGUGCAGGUCGAAAUCGACGCGCGAGUGAUUGAGGCGAGCAAACGGUACUUGCCGAGCAUGUCGGUCGGUUUCUCCUCGCCCAAACUGACGCUGAACGUAUGCGACGGUUUCGAGUAUAUGAGAAAUCACAAGGGAGAGUUCGACGUGAUCAUAACCGAUUCGAGCGAUCCUAUCGGACCAGCAGUCAACUUGUUCACAAAAUCGUACUUCAAGUUGCUGAAGGAGGCGCUUAAGCCGGAUGGCAUUGUGUGCUCCCAGGGUAGCAGUUUGUGGUUGAGUUUGGAGCACGUCAAGGGGACGAUGCAGAAUUGUAGGCAGCACUUCGACACGGUCAAGUUUGGGGUGGCGAACGUGCCGAGUUACCCCACGGGCCAGAUCGGCUUCGUCAUCGGCGCUUUGGGUGAAAAUCGUCCUCUGGAGUCUCCCACGCUUACGUUCACCGACGAGGAAAUUGCAAGAAUGAAGCUUCGAUACUACAAUGGCGACGUACAUCGGGCUGCAUUUGUACUACCAACUUUCGCUAGGAAUGCUCUAUACAAAUGAAGACUGAUGUUUUAUUUCUCACUCUUAAAUAUGUACAUUCAGAACUUUUUACACGUAUAAUGAAAUGUUCUAAUAUUUAGCGAUGUCAAAAAUAAUAGUAGUGCGGGCAAGGCAAGGCGGCGCAGCUGUCUCAAGUGUUGAAUGGUUCCAGGUUUUAUAAAUUGCUUCCAAAUAUAUUGACCAAGUUUACGUUUA
Photinus pyralis (common eastern firefly) is the source of this 1108-nucleotide messenger RNA. Its product is annotated as spermidine synthase. Gene Ontology annotation, molecular function: spermidine synthase activity. Gene Ontology annotation, cellular component: cytosol. Bases 47 to 913 code for a protein of 288 amino acids. The transcript is spliced from 2 exons. Lineage: Eukaryota; Metazoa; Arthropoda; Insecta; Coleoptera; Lampyridae. Gene Ontology annotation, biological process: spermidine biosynthetic process. The record is from RefSeq and is a predicted model, not a curated record.